AUUCGCCUCACGUCUUUGUUAAGCCUCCUUUACAAUUCGUUCGACCAUUUUCUGCAUUUAGAACCCUAAUGUCUGCCGAAUCUGCUGUACCCUCGCGCCAGCAACCUAAAUGGCAUUUACCUGCCAAAAAGGUUCAGCCUACUUUGCAUCUUCAAAACUCUUUAACCAAGACAAAGACCGAGUUUAUCCCUAAGGAUGGAAGACGUGUCACUUGGUACAAUUGCGGCCCUACUGUCUACGAUGCCUCUCACAUGGGCCAUGCUAGAACUUAUCUUACUAUGGAUAUCAUUCGUCGUAUUCUUGAAGACUACUUUAAGUAUGAUGUAUUAUUCGUCCAAAACAUUACUGAUAUCGACGACAAGAUCAUUCUCCGUGCUCGUCAAGACUAUUUGUUUAAAAACCACAAGGCAAACACUAAAGAGCUUGAUCUCGCUUUGAUCAACCAAGUCGAGAAAGCCAGAAAGGAAUUUAUCGAUUCCAAACUUGCCAAGAUCGAAGGUGCCGUUGCUCUUGCUACCCAGGAUUGGAACAUGUUUGUUAAGAAGAUGACUCCCGAAGAGAUUGCCAAGGCUGUAGUAAUUGAUGAGAAAUUCAAAAUGUAUUUGAGCGCUCUGCAAGUUUCGUUUGAUGCUGUUCAGAAAGCUAAGCAGGCUUUGGAGAAGAAAGAUACUUCCAAGCAGGCUGCAGAUGAAUUGUUGGAAGCCUCUCAAUUUGUGUUGUCUCUUUACCUCGAUAAAAGAAAAGGAAACGAGGUCAAUGAUCCCAAGGUUUUCAGAGAACUUCCUGCCUAUUGGGAAGAUAUGUUCUUUAAGGAUUUGGAUGCACUUAAUGUUCGUGCUCCAGAUGUCCAAACCCGUGUUAGUGAAUACGUGCCUGAGAUUGUGACCUAUGUCGAGAAGAUCAUUUCCAACGGUUAUGCUUAUGCUGUAGACGGCUCUGUAUACUUUGAUACUACCCGCUAUGAUGGUCAUCACGGCCAUCAUUACGCCAAGUUGGAGCCCUGGUCAAAGGGUGAUCAGGCUUUGAUUGAGGAUGGCGAGGGAUCCUUAGGAAGCAAGUUACAAGGAAAAAAGAGUCCUAAUGACUUUGCUCUCUGGAAGUCUUCUAAGCCCGGAGAGCCCGAAUGGAACUCACCCUGGGGUUUGGGUAGACCUGGAUGGCACAUUGAGUGUUCAGUAAUGGCCAGUGCUGUAUUGGGUGAAAACAUGGAUAUCCAUUCUGGUGGUAUUGAUCUCGCCUUCCCUCAUCACGACAACGAACUUGCUCAGGCCGAAGCCUAUUAUGACUGCGGUCAGUGGGUCAACUACUUCUUGCAUGCUGGUCAUUUGCACGUAGAGGGCCAAAAGAUGAGCAAGAGUUUGAAAAACUUCAUUACCAUUCAGGAAGCUCUCCAGACCUUCUCUGCUCGCCAACUUCGUCUUUUCUUCUUGCGUCACCAGUGGGAUGCCAAGAUGGACUUUAAGCAAUCAAGCAUGCAGGAAACUAUCCAGAUCGAAACCACCAUCAAGAACUUCUUUGACAACACCAAGGCUAUUAUGAACCGUAUUCGCAGCGAUGGCUCCCGCGGUGCUGAUGAACACGCCGAUGGAUCCAUCACUCACCGCUACAGAGAUGCCGAGAAGCGUUUAUUGGAAGUUUUACAGCAAAAGCAGGAUGCUGUGCACGCUGCUUUGUGUGAUUCAUUCAACACACCUACUGCUAUGGAGGAGAUUAUGAACUUGAUCAACGAGACCAACAAGUACAUGGCUGGUGGUGCCAAAUUGGUUAACCUUCACCUCUUGGGCAAGGUCGCCAAGUGGACUACCAACAUGAUGAAGAUUUUCGGUGUCGCAGAAAAUGGUGCAGAGAUCGGUUUCGGUGCGUCAGGCCAAGCUGGUGUCAGUACAGAGGAUGUGUUGAUGCCUUACCUCCACGCCUUGUCUUCUUAUCGUGACCAAGUCAGAUCCUUGGCUCGCGACCAGGCUCCCCACAAGGAAUUCUUGGAUUUGUGCGAUCGUCUACGUGAUACUCAGAUGGUUGAUCUUGGUGUUGCCCUUGAUGACCAAGAUGACGGUACUGCAUUAGUAAAACUUGUUCCCCGCGAGGAAUUGAUAAAGGCACGUGAAAAGAAGCUUGCUUUCUUGGCUGAGAAAGAGGCCAAGAAGGCUGCUGCUGCUGCGGAAAGAGAGAAGAAGAGACUUGAGCGCCUCGAGAAGGGCAAGGUGUCUCCUUUAGAGAUGUUUAAGAAUUCGGAAGAAUUCAAGACUUUUGACACUAACGGUAUGCCUACACACUCCAAGGAUGGCGAAGAGAUUACAAAGAGUAGAAAGAAGAAGCUUCAGAAAGAAUGGGACAUGCAAAAGAAAUUGCAUGAUGAAUACCUAAAAGAAUUCCCCAGCAAAUAAUAUAAAGAUUCAAAAAUAUCUAUAAAAAAUAAAAAUAUAUUCUUUACAAAUG
This is a messenger RNA of Phycomyces blakesleeanus NRRL 1555(-), 2436 nucleotides long. RefSeq lists its product as hypothetical. Gene Ontology annotation, biological process: cysteinyl-tRNA aminoacylation. Gene Ontology annotation, cellular component: cytoplasm. NCBI's taxonomy places the organism in Eukaryota, Fungi, Mucoromycota, Mucoromycetes, Mucorales, Phycomycetaceae. The coding region runs from base 69 to 2384 and encodes 771 amino acids. The record is from RefSeq and is a predicted model, not a curated record. The transcript is spliced from 12 exons. Gene Ontology annotation, molecular function: cysteine-tRNA ligase activity; ATP binding.